AUGCCGCUCUCCGUGACGCAACGUCGCGCGGCGGUGCGGCAGUUUGUGGCGGAGCAGCAUGGACGACCAGAGGACAAACGUCUGGAGGGUCCUCAGGUGCGAAAGAAAGCGCCGGAGGCCAUCCUCAUGUCGCCCUACAACGACGAAGCCACCCUGAAGCGCCAAGCCGCCCUGAGUCGCGUGCGGCAGCGCCGCGCAGAACGCUUCGGUGCCACCGAGGCACCGGCAGCACCAGCCGUGGUGCCGGUGGUGCCGGUGGUGCCGGUGGUGCCGGUGGAGGAGCCACCGGCCGCAGUGGGCGCCUGGUUGACCUGUCCCGAGCCCAAAGUGCCCAAAGACUUUGCCAGAACGGCACCGGCUGCGAUGCACUGGAAGAACUUGGAGCCAGUCACCCCCGUAGCAUCUGAAGAGGAGGACGACGUCGACGAACCGCUGGAGCCAACGGGAAGCGCCGUGGGUCCCUCAACGGAGGAGAGCCCAGUUGAUGGUUGGGUGCCGCCUCCCAAACCUGCGAUGCCGGUGAUGCCAGGUCCCGCUUCGCACCUUUGCGGCGCGGAGAAAACGGCGGAAGCCCUGGCGCAGCUGGCGCAGGCACAAGGCCCUCUGACCAUGACUGCCAUCCCUGUCGUGUCGGCUGGCAAGGUGCAGCCAUUGGAGGCGGCCGGAGCCUUGUUGCCAUUCUUCCUGAGCAACGGAGUGCCGGGCUACAGCAAGGAGGAGAAGGCCAAAGCGCUGAGUUACGCUGCUGUGGCGCCACAGGCCGCCAAGAAGUCGCUCCACCGGACGUUGGCAGCCCUUCCCAGGACCAGCGCUCGUCGCGCCGUGGACGCCAUGGAGAGCAACUGA
This is a messenger RNA of Cladocopium goreaui, 846 nucleotides long. The record is from the annotation of a GenBank genome assembly. NCBI's taxonomy places the organism in Eukaryota, Dinophyceae, Suessiales, Symbiodiniaceae.